This is a messenger RNA of Pelmatolapia mariae (spotted tilapia), 7031 nucleotides long. It is a transcript of the gene col15a1b, whose product is annotated as collagen, type XV, alpha 1b. Gene Ontology annotation, biological process: extracellular matrix organization. The record is from RefSeq and is a predicted model, not a curated record. Gene Ontology annotation, molecular function: extracellular matrix structural constituent conferring tensile strength. Lineage: Eukaryota; Metazoa; Chordata; Actinopteri; Cichliformes; Cichlidae. The transcript has 42 exons. Bases 266 to 4294 code for a protein of 1342 amino acids.
GGAAACAGGGCAGGAGAGAGAGGUCAUAACGAAGAGGAAAAGAGACAAGAGAGGCAGCAGGAGACAAACGGCUUGUUUUUUCAGUCUUUUUAUUUUGUUUUGUUUCGUUUCGUCCCUCUGGAUCACCUGGAUUACUUCUACUCUCUGCAGAAAGUAACUUCUCAUAAUUGGACCCUCAGCAUCUUCCUUGCCUAUAUGUUUGCAUGUGUGCAAUAUCUGCACUUAUACAGAUCAGAGAGCAUCCACCUGAGAGAGACGCAGGCAGAUGAUGGAACCUGCACACCUCUCCCUUGCACUCUCCUUCCUCGUCUUCUCUCCUGUGAGUGGCCAGUGGUGGAGUUUGUUCUGGGGAAAUCCUAAAACCACCACCAUUCCUCCUUCAGUUACCUCUCCAACCGUGACUUACCCAAGAUUUUCUGACACCCCGGGCACAACACCAGUGUGGUCAGUAAAAGUGGACGAGGUGCUGGUGAAUGCUGUGGAGGGUGUUCACACAGAAGGGUCUGUUUUGACACCCACUCAGCCCAGCUCAGCAGUGUCACCAUCUGGUUUCACUACUGCAGAUCACUGGACAUUUCCUACAGGGAAGACUGCAGGUGGAGACAGUAAAAGUGGGUCUUCGGACAAACCCCUGAAACACUGGAGAAAUGAGCAAGGCUCAGGAAGUUAUCUGAACCUAACGGACUUAAUUGGCUUCCCCCUCCCUCCCUCUGUGUCCUUCACUGCUGGCUUUGAGGGUCAUCCAGCCUACAAAUUUGGGUCUCAAGCCAAUGUCGGCCGACUCACCAAAACCUUUGUGCCGGGAUCGUUCUACCGGGACUUUGCUAUCAUCGUCACGGUGCGCCCAGCUAGCCAGAGAGGAGGCAUGCUCUUUGCCAUCACAGAUGCCCAACGGAAGGUGGUGAAGCUGGGUUUGGCCCUCACUCCAGUUCGCGAGGGCCUCCAGAGCAUCUUACUGUACUACACUGACCAGGAGCAGGCCUCCCACAGCCACAAAGCGGCUGCCUUUAGCGUCCCGGAUAUGACUGACCAGUGGACACGAUUCACGGUGGUGGUGGAGCAUAAUGAGGUCCGUCUCUACUUGGACUGUGGAGAGGCCGAGAGUAAGGACUUCCAUCGUGGGCCAGAGAAACUCACCUUUUCACACAAUUCAGGCAUUUUUGUAGCUAACGCAGGAAGCACGGGGCUUGACAAGUUUGUGGGUUCGAUUCAGCAGCUGGUCAUAAAAGAUGAUCCAAGAGUGGCUGAGGAGCAGUGUGAAGACGAUGAUCCUUAUGCCUCGGGGUACGCCAGUGGAGACGAGGCUUUGGAUGACAGAGAGACAGAGAAAGACCCGAGGAAGACCACACAGGAGGAGGGUGUUCCCGUUAGUGCUCCGCCCACUGAUGCUCCAGAGGAGUUUGAGGACUUUUCUCCUCACAUGGGUCCAACAGAAGUCCGAGGGGACCUGAUGACAGGGCUACACCGAACAGAGGAAGCGGGAGAGCAGCCACAGGGUGGUGAUGUCAGGUUAAAAGGAGAGCGCGGUGAUCCUGGCCCGCCUGGCCCACCUGGUCCACCAGGUCCUCCCAGUGUAUUCAGAGAGACUAACCUUGGAACAUCUGGCCCACAGGGACCACCAGGAUCUCCUGGGCUGCCAGGGAAAGAUGGACACAAGGGAAGCAAAGGUGAUAAAGGAGAUCCAGGCCAAAAAGGGUCUCAAGGAUUUCCAGGCUUGAACGGAGAAGUUGGAGCUAAAGGAGAGAAGGGAGACCCGGGAGUUGGUUUACCAGGCCCCCCUGGCCUUCCUGGACCCCCUGGACCCCCCAGAUCACGCAGUGUACCUUAUGGACCAGAUGCCCUGGGUUCUGGGUUUGAAGACCUGGACAGCGAUGCAGAACUCAUCCAGGGUCCUCCCGGUCCACCGGGCCCUCCAGGACCUCCUGGUCCCCCUGGACCCCACCUGUCCUCAUCUGCCACCACUGAAGGACUUUCUCCUGGGCAUGCUGGACCACCUGGUUCACCUGGCAGUGAUGGCCUUCCAGGCAAACAAGGAGUACCAGGUCCAGCAGGAAAAGAUGGUCCUCCAGGUUCACCUGGGGCUGCAGGCGAGAAGGGUGAGCAAGGCCUACCUGGGCCUCCUGGGCCAAAGGGUGAAAGUGGGUCAAUGGGUGUCCAAGGAAUUCCAGGGCCUCAAGGGCCUAUUGGUCCAGAAGGAAAGAGAGGCCUUCCAGGCCCACCAGGACCUCCUGGCCCACCAGGGCCUCCAGGAACCAAAUUCUUUGCAGAGGAUAUGGAGGGAUCUGGCAUGACUGAUCAGAUUACUGGAGCUGGAGUCAGAGGCCCACAGGGUCCACCUGGCCCUCCAGGACCACAGGGUAAGGAUGGAGCACCAGGAGCUCCAGGGCUCUCUGUCAAGGGUGAACCAGGAGAACCAGGACCAGAGGGUCUUCGGGGUCCUGCUGGACUACCAGGUCCUAGGGGGGCCAAAGGAGAAAAAGGCAGUCCAGGACUCAAGGGUGAAAGAGGAGCUGAUGGCCUCAGUAUCCAAGGACCACCUGGGCCUCCUGGGGCUCCUGGACCUGUCAUUAAUGUACAUGAUCUGCUCUAUAAUGUUACAGAGGGUAUCUUCAACGUCACAGAGAUCAGAGGACCACCCGGGCCUACGGGUCCUGAGGGAUUGCCUGGCAGAGCUGGAUUUCCCGGCCCCAGGGGACCAAAGGGAGACAUAGGACCUACAGGUAUCCAGGGCCCCCCAGGGCUUAAGGGAGAGAAAGGAGAACCAGGGGUGACAAUUGCUGCUGAUGGAUCUCUCCUGUCUGCACCAAGAGGCCCUCAAGGGCCCAAAGGCACAAAGGGUGACCAUGGCUUCCCAGGACCUGCUGGACUUACGGGUCCAAUAGGACCUCCUGGACAAAAAGGAGAAUAUGGUUUCCCCGGGCGACCAGGGCGACCUGGUAUCCCGGGGAGAAAAGGUGACAGAGGAGAUUCUGUUGGCCUACCGGGACCCCCAGGUCCUCCCGGCCCACCUGGACUUCCAGGAAGAAUUAUUGGUCUGAAUGGAGAGUCAAUGACAAGGGGACAUUCAGCUGGACCUAAAGGAGACAAAGGAGAUGAGGGAUUACCUGGGGAGCCAGGAACUCCUGGGCUCACAUUUCCAGAUGUGGGGACUAAAGGUGAUCAGGGAUACAAAGGUCAGAAGGGAGAAAAAGGGGAUGCGGGCCUGCCUGGUCCUCCGGGGAUCCCAGGGAGGUCAGGACUUGUGGGUCCGAAAGGCGAAUCCAUUGUUGGUCCAAUGGGUCCUACUGGUUCUCCUGGUCAGCCUGGACCUCCAGGAUUUGGACGGCCUGGACCUCGAGGUCCGUCUGGCCCUCCUGGGCCCCCAGGACCACCCCCUCCAUACGGAUCAACUGUCAGUGUCCCCGGCCCUCCCGGUCCUCCUGGUCCACCAGGCUCUCCAGGAUAUGCAAACUUUGUUACCAGCUAUAAGACAAUCCACGCCCUCACCCAAGAGGCACACCAUGCUGCUGAAGGUACCUUGGCAUAUGUGUCUGAAAGGGGAGGCGAGCUGUACAUCCGAGCACGCAAUGGUUGGCACAAGAUCCAGCUCGGAGAGUUGAUCCAUUAUGAACCUUCAUCAGACACAUCUCAGUCCCUCAGCAGACCCGGAGAAUGGAGUAGAGCCCACAGGAUACACAGCCAGGAGCUGCAGGAGGGAAGCAGAGGAUACCAGCACAGUUAUAACCUGCUACCACAGCAUUUCAAUGCAGUCUCUGGGCUUCAUCUCGUAGCACUGAAUGCCCCGCUCAAAGGAGAUAUGCGUGGCAUCCGCGGAGCAGACUUCCAGUGUUACCAACAGGCACGCGCCGUGGGGCUCACCUCCACAUACAGAGCCUUCCUGUCAUCACACCUUCAGGACCUGGCAACCAUUGUCAGAAAGGCUGACCGCAAUGAUAUGCCCGUGGUUAAUCUGAGGGGUCAAGUGUUGUUCAAUAGUUGGAUGUCCAUCUUCUCUGGGAACGGAGGCGUGUUUGAUCCAUCCACACCCAUCUACUCCUUUGAUGGACGCAAUAUAAUGAGUGACUCGGCUUGGCCAGAGAAGCUGGUUUGGCAUGGCUCCAGCACCACGGGCAUCCGCCUGACCACUAACUACUGCGAGGCCUGGAGGACAGCGGACAUGGCGGUGACGGGUCAGGUUGCCCUGCUGCAGACGGGACGACUGUUAGGGCAGCACGUGCGCUCCUGCUCCAACCACUAUGUAGUGCUGUGUAUAGAGAACACAUAUGUGGGCAACAUGCAUCAGAGGAGGAACUGAGCAAACAAACACACACACAUAAACACAUGCAGGCAUGAUCUAAGUAGAAGAUGUGACACAUGAAUGGGAAACAUAUGCGGGCACAUACGCACAUAAUGAUGUACUUCAGCUCCCACAUGCAAACAUACCGAGAAACACUCCCACACUAACAUGCAUUCACAUUUAAAGAGGACUUAUCAUACUCAUUUCCAGCUCCAUAUUUUUAUUUUUGGACUGUGCUAGAGUAACUUUGCUUUAUUCACAAUUCAAAAUAAUCCUUAUUUAUCUUAUACUGAGGAAGCACUUCAGUGCAGCCACGUCCCUUCUAAGAAGUUUCUUCUGAUUGGCUGCCACUCAUAAACACCGAAUUCAGAAUUCAGUAGCAGGUGGGCGGGACUUUUACACUCACAGUCUGAACUGUGAUAUGACGAGAUCCUCUCAAAUUCAUUAAAAGGCCCAGAGACUGAACCUUUGGCCUCAUUAUUUGAAACUUUGGUCAUCCUUGUAACACUGUAACAACAAAUAUAUGAUAGAAUUAGGCUUAAAAAUAAGACAAAAAAGGAAGAGCAGUAGGUCCUCUUUAAGUUUUCUUUGUAUUGGUUUCAUGUUUAGUUCCCACUCGAAGCCGGAUUUAAGCCUGCGGGUCUUACAUGUCUGUCCGUGUCUAGAUUUUUCUUAGCCGUCUGCAUCAAACAGGCUACAGUUAUGUAGCAAGGAAAACUUCAGGUGUUCCUGCUACUGAUGAUGGAAUUUUGCCAUUUCUAUUACUGUUACUAGUCCCAUAAAAAAACUAAAACUAACCAUGCAUAAAUUUGUCUGCAAGACCUAGUGAGAAUGAAGGGCUUCAAAUUAAAAUGAGGUCAUAAUCAUAUAUGUACUUUAUUGGAGAUUAAAAAAACAUGUCAGUAUUUUUUUUAAACAGCAGGGGCUGUCAAUUCAAAUAUUAGUCAUAUUGAAACCGUGCUUUCAUUGUGCGCUACGUCUGAUGCUUUUAGUGAGCCUGUGCGUCAGCAGCAGGGCAGUGUAUGCGACAGUGAGUCAAAAUGAACCAAUGUGUGUUUGAGUUCACUGGUACCAAAGUUUCCCAGUACGACUCAUUUUUAAAUUUUCAAGACAUGUUUUAUAUAUAAUUGAUCAACUAUUCAAAAGUAGACAAUAACACAUGAGCACAUUUGAAGCAUGUGGAAACAGCUGUACACACAUCUCUUAGACUUUAGUCACUAACUAAUGACUGAUGUGUCACCAGAAAAUGGCACGAGUGUUAAUUUCUUACAUCCGGGGAUGAAUAACGGAUGAAUGGGGGAUUUGGCAAGGAGGGGAAAAACACUCAACAGACACUUCAUUAGAUAUACUGAUUAAACUAGUCAUCAAUCUCAUGGCAUUAACUCAGUGCCUUUAGGCAUGUAGACAUGGUCAACUGGACUUGAAGUUUAAAACAAACACCAAAAUGUGGAAGAAAGGUGAAAAAAGAAAGGUUUAAGUCUGAAUGUGGCACGGUUGUUGGUAUUUCAGAAACUGCUGAUUUACUGGAUUUUCAGGGUUUAGAGAGACAAGGGUUUAUAGAAAAUUAUGAUAGGUAGACACCAGUAACUCAAAUAGCUAUUUGUUACAAACAAAGGAUGUAGAAGAGCAUCUCUGAACACAUGACAUUAAAGCAGAUUGGCUACAGCAGCAGAAGACCACACCCUCUGCUACUCCUAUUGGCUAAGAACAGGAAUCUGAGGCUACAGUUCACACAGGCUCACAGUAGCAGGCUGGAAAAAUGUUGCCUUGUCUGAUGAGUUUUGAUUUCUGCUUCAACAUUCAGAUGAUAGGUAAUCUCAAACUGAUUUCUUGAACAUGACUAUGAGUUCACCUGAUCCCAAUCUAGUAGAGCACCUUAGACAUGUAGAAUGGGAGAUUCACAUCAUGGAAAUUUGCAGCAGCUCUGGAAAACAGGGUCCAAACUUGUAUUGGCGAAGUGUAACUAAUGACGUGGAUUUGUUUUCCUUUUGAUCAACUGACUUCCACUGCUGCUGGGACUGAGGUUUACAGCUCUUUGAGGAUUUAGCCGACUGCACUCUACGAUAUAUAAAAGCAGUGAUACUAACAAGGACAAUCUUUUUUAAAUUCGUCCUUGAUCUGUCACAGUGUAGCCUGUUGGAUAGCCUUUGUCCUUGUGUUUUCUUCCUUUUUUUAAAAUUAAAUUUUAAUCUGAUAUUGAAAACAUUAAUCUUUUUUUUAAAGCAUGAUAAGACUACAACAAUAAAAAAGUACAGGUGAUACUGAAGGCUUCAGUAUAGGCUAACUGCACUAUGAUGCCCCCUGCUGUAAAACCACCAGUUUUGUUUACGCCAUUUUUUUUCAAAGCUUAGUCCUACAAAUUCGAUUUCUUUUGUUCUGCGUCCUUUAAUAAAACUUCACCAUUAACACAUCUCUUUUGAAGUGACAAUAUUAGAGUGGACAUCAACAUUAAUAUGUACUGUAGCAGGACCUAGCGUGAAAACAGUCAGCUCACAUUCAGAUUUGGUUGUAUGAGGUUGGAACAUGUAUGUAUAUAAAUAUAUAUAUGUAUGUGUGUUGUUCAGGUGUUGUUUAUUUUUUAUUCUGUAGGUUUUGUAUGAAGCACACUAAAAGACUGAAGGCCUCCUCUCACCGCGUUUUUCUGCUGUCUGACUUUAAUGUCGCUGUUCAAACAAAACUUGAGGUUCUGAGGAAAAAACUGACGGUUUGUACUGACUGACUGGUGCUCACUGAAUAAAAUGUCACGUGGUGGUUU